Messenger RNA from Drosophila busckii, 1192 nucleotides. RefSeq lists its product as uncharacterized. The record is from RefSeq and is a predicted model, not a curated record. The transcript has 4 exons. The coding region runs from base 157 to 678 and encodes 173 amino acids. Lineage: Eukaryota; Metazoa; Arthropoda; Insecta; Diptera; Drosophilidae. Gene Ontology annotation, cellular component: membrane.
AUGAAGCGGUCGCUUAUACCAAAGUCUGUUGUUAACUUGCGAAAUUUAAACAAACAAAACAUACAAAUUGACAAGCGCGACAAGACGACAAACAGAUCGUCAGCAAAAAAAAAUUAAGAGAGUGUCAACGGUUAUAACUAAAAUAAAAGUAAAACAAUGGUGGAGACCGUAAUUACCGUGGAACGCACAACAACCACAACAACUGGGCAACCUGGUCCAGCAGCCGGCGACAAUGGCGGCUUCUGGAGCGCAGUGCGUCUGAACAUAGAUUACUUCAGAACUGUACCGGGAAUUAUAAAGAUUAUUCAGUUGAUAUUGGGAAUUAUUUGUAUGGCGCUUGCAUCGCCGGCUCUGGCAUCAGCUACGGGUUUCUUUUUGUUUGCGGUUGUCAUCUCUUUCAUCAUAACCAUCUUGCUGAUGGCCGCCUAUUUCCUGGGCAUACGCGAAGCACUCAAUGUGGCCAUCAAUUGGAUUUUCUCUGAACUUUUGACGACCGCUGUGCUGACAUUGCUGUACUUCAUUGGCUUUGUGGUGCAGCUGGCCAGAUGGGCAGAGUCGAAUCAAUACGGACAUGGCUCCAAUACGGCAGCUGGCGUCUUUGGCUUGUUCAACUUCUUGGCUUAUGCGGCGGGCACGUUCUUCUUGUUCCAAGCGCAUAGAUCUGGCGCUACGCACUAGAUAGAGAGAGAUAGAGCGUUGGAUGCAUCACUGAGGAGCAGCUGCAUUUGCAGCGCAUGCGCCGCUCCGGGUUGACCUGAGUUUUGAUUCACUUAACGAUAGUCUAGAUAGAAAGCUGCGAGCUCACCAAACAUAGCAUAGAAUUUUAAGCUUAGUGCAAUAUUUACAUUUGUUAUUUUAAAGUUGGUUUUUUUUAUUAUUAUUAUUAUUGUGUAGUUUAAAAACACCCAUGCAAAAUUCAUAAUUAACUUGCUGGCUACAACGAAAGUUAUAACUAAAAAAAGAGCUCAAGGCAAAAGCUCGAUCAGAUGAAUGGCAAUCAAGCUCAGUGCUCUCUCGGCUCGUUUAUCGUGCGACUUGAUUUGUUUUUAAUGUUAUUUUAAUGCUUACUUUAACGCCUGCUAACACCUAAGAAAUAAAAACACACACACACACAAUGCAACAAAAACUAAAUAUCGCAACAAAUUAAGUUCAAUAAAUUAUUUGUAUUUUGUAAUUGAAAACAAUUUGUGUU